Messenger RNA from Bombus impatiens (common eastern bumble bee), 1747 nucleotides. RefSeq lists its product as uncharacterized. Bases 365 to 1054 code for a protein of 229 amino acids. The transcript has 3 exons. The record is from RefSeq and is a predicted model, not a curated record. NCBI's taxonomy places the organism in Eukaryota, Metazoa, Arthropoda, Insecta, Hymenoptera, Apidae.
CGUAGUAGGUUUUUGAUACAUGACGUCUGGGCAUCUGUAUGUCAUACCUGAUCAUAGUUGCACAUUGUAUCUGCAUUGCGAAUAUAUAUAUAUAUAUAUACAUAUGCGUGUGUAUAUACCAAGAAAAGGGUGAAAAAUUACCAUUACAGUGCACGAAAUAAAAGUUCAGAAGUAAUUAGAAGCAUUGAUCGAAAGUUGACACGUUAACAACGGAAUAAUAUCACUUUGUGCGUUGUAUUGGGUAAUACCAUUUUUUUACCCAUCUCCUAUCAAUAGAUUUAACUAAAAGUUUUACGCGUGAUUAUAAAGUGCCCAUCCGUGGGCCGAGAAAAUUGUAAAAAUUGCGUAUAUUUCGCGAGAAGAUAUGCCAGAUAGUGGUGCUGUUUAUCAACCUACAACAGUAGGUUACACAUAUGAUAGCGGAGGUGACGGUGCUGUAGGUGGUAGCAGUUUAAGAAGUGGUUUCUGGAGAGUUAUAUCAAGACAUAAACUCAGCUCUAGGAAAUGGUUCGAAUGGGUAUUACUCUCGGUUGCUUUAUCUUUUUUCAUUGCUGGUUUAACGAUGAUGCUGGUCAGUUUUGUAUCCGAUGACACAUCACAAGAAAAUAAAAUAGAGAUCAUAAGAAAGGUAAACGAGAAUCCAACUACAUCUGCAACAAGCGUUGAAGAACAUAUUGAAGAUGCUGCAAAAAGUUCCAUAGCAUUAGGUGCUAGCAUGAUGUUAGUAGGGCUUCUAUUGGGUUUCGGUUGGGCCUGGCUGCGUUUCUUCCGUCGUGGUAAAUCUCCAAGAGGUGGAAUGGUUGGAAGUAGUGGUCAGAUGUUGGGCGGUUUGAAUCCAUCAACUGACUUGCUGGUGGGUUCCACUUCGCAGUACGGGCCGGUACUAACGGAGUUGCCGAGUCAACUGAAGCUGAAGCAGACAAGUUCGCAUGAUACUCCAGCAAUACCACUUUCUGAUCAGGAAGAAGAAACGCGUACCUUAAUGCAGGAUUCUACAAUUCCUUCGGUUGUCUCCACUGGUCCUAAUACCAUUGCUAAUCAGAUUCCCGGUUGAGUACAAAGGUUAAAUGCGUCGAUGUGUAGUAAGAACACACGAUGCGAACAUUCUUUUAAUUUUAUGUGAACCAACCUUAAUCACAAUUUUUGUCAUUUUUGUGAAUUAUGUGGUUUAUUUACACAGGCGAAUUAUUCUUUCUUUAUCUUUUCUAGUAGUAAUUUUAUUUGAUGACGAUACAUAUAAAUUUAUUUGAACACUUUUGCCUGACUUUAAAAUGUAAGAAAUUUUAUUUCCGUGAAUUAUCAGCACAAGUCAUAGCGUAACAUAUCAUUUACCAUAUUUUUCUUAAAUUUUACCUUUUAGUUUGUAUCUAUGCAUUCCUCCACUCCGUCCAUUAUCAUUGGUAAUAUGUUAGAUAAGCAUUGAAUCCAGAUAUUACAUAUAGUAAAUUUUAGAAGAAUUUAUUUACAAUGCAAUAUAAGCUAUUUAAAAAAAUAUAUUAUUUUGAUUAUUAUUUAAAUACAUAGCAUGUUUAAUAGUAAUACUAAUAUCGGUUGUCUUGAUAUAAUAGUAAUUUAUAUUAGCACAUUAUUGGUCUGAAUUGGCCAGUUAUGAAUGCAUGUAUAAACAAACAAUAUUUUGUAUUAUUCUGCCCAGUUUAAUAUGAUGGCAGCAUUAAGUAUGACUGACAAUAUUUGUAACAAACUAUUUGCUCACCUUAUAUGUAUGUAUAUGGGAAAAAAUGAGCUC